GAUGACAUAUUUUUGUUUUGAAUGUAAUUGCCAAUUUUGUCAGAAAAGUAAAUAAACUUGAAAAUACCCAAAAAAUCGUACGAAUCUUGCAUUAUACUUUUAAAUUUCAAAAGAAAGAUGCACGAGGCAUAUCUGGUCUCGCCAUUAUUGAAAGUUACUUAUCAAGUUGAAUGUAUUGCAGCUUACAAUGAAAGUCUUCUGGUGGGCACAAGACAAGGCCAUUUGUGCAUGUAUAAUUUAAUUAAAAAUGAAGACCAAUGCAAUAUAGAACUGAUGAGGUACAAUAAAUCAUUCAGUAAAAAACCAGUCCAACAGUUGGAAGUGAUAUCUGACUACAAUAUACUUAUAAGUUUAACAGAUAAUCUAAUCCAAAUUCAUGACCUCAAUGCUAUCACUUUUACCACUAUUUACCAGCUGCAGAAAUCUAAAGGUGCAACUUUCUUUGCAACCAACGUGAAGAAACAUACUUCUAUGACAGGUGAAGUAACUAGUUUAGUUCGUAUGGCAGUUGUGGUGAAAAGAAAGGUUCAGCUAUACUAUUUGAAAAAUAAUGAAUUUUUGCCCCUGAUGGACGAUAUCAGCUUGAACGAUAUUCCUCGAUCCAUGGUAUGGUGCCAGGAGUCUAUUUGUGUCGGAUAUCGAGGAGAAUAUGCAUUGUUAGAGCUGGAUGGUAAACACACUGACUUAUUUCCCACAAGUAGCACUCGUUCAAGUGAACCUUGCCUAAUUCGUGUCUCUGACACAACAUUCGCAUUGUGUAGAGAAAAUCAGACCGUCAUCGUGAACGUAAAAGGAGAAACCGAAAUGAACAAGGCUCUGAGAUGGUCUGACGUUCCGGUAACAAUGGCCUGGGAUGAACCUUACGCGCUGGGGAUACUAAACGAUUCUAUAGAGGUAUUGACUUUGGAUCCAAGCGGCUUAGUACAGACCUUGACAGAUCUGCCGAAAGUGAGAUUCAUUGUUUCUGCUCAGCAAGGACUGUUAUUUGCAGCUUCUAUCAGUCAGAUUUGGUGUAUGACAGCAGUCGACGUGGCCAAACAGAGGGCAGUGCUGGUUGACGACAAGCAAUUCCAACUUGCUUUGAAACUUACACAAAUUUCCAAUGAAUCCGAAGACGAAAAGAAAGAAAAAGUACACCAUAUCCAGACGCUUCUGGCAUACGACCUGUUUCACCGCAAGCAAUUCCACGAGAGUAUGAAGGAGUUUCUGAAACUAGAGACGGACGUGUACGAUGUUAUACGUCUGUUUCCCGAUUUGCUUCCCCAGCAGCAACAAGUGAGCGAAAUUCCGGACCCUGUGAGAGACAUGACGGACAACGAAUUGGAGACCAGUCGUCUCGCUUUGAUUGACUAUCUGAUAGAAAUGAGGCGCCGAUUACAGUCGUCAGACGUGCAGGUACAGGCCAACGUGAAUGCUAGAGGCAACCUGAAUGAAAGAGUCGCCAGCAAAUCGACGAACCAACUGCUCCAAAUCAUCGACACCACUCUCCUGAAGUGUUACCUUCAAACGAAUGAUGCUCUGGUGGCUCCUCUCCUCAGACUCAAUCACUGUCACCUGGUUGAGACGGAGAAAAUUUUGAAAAAAAUGGGAAAGCACAACGAACUGAUCAUUCUGUAUCAGACAAAAGGGCAACAUCGCCGUGCCCUGGAACUUUUGCAGUCCGAAGGAAGCGUAGAACGUACCAUUGGUUAUCUUCAGCAUUUAGGAUCGGAACACAUGGGAUUGAUUUUGGUGUUUGCUGAUUGGGUGCUUACGGAAUCUCCUGAGAAUGGUUUGAAGAUAUUCACAGAAGACAUAGCCGAAGUAGAGUCUCUGCCUCGUCCCCGAAUUCUAGACUUCCUCCUGAAGUCCCACAAGUCCGUCGUCAUUCCUUACUUGGAACACGUCAUCCACACUUGGGAAGAUUCCAAUCCGCUCUUUCAUAAUGCCCUGAUUCAUCAGUACCGUGAGAAAGUGAUCUUGGAAGGUUCCGUGGCAGCGGAGCAUACCCAGAAAAAAUUACUGCACUUCCUAGAAACCAGUCAUCAGUACACGCCAGAGAACGUUCUGAGCAACUUCCCAACGAACAGUUUGUUGGAAGAGAGAGCUAUUCUUCUUGGAAGACUAGGAAAACACGAAGAGUCAAUUGCUAUUUACGUACGUGCUUUAGGAGAUGUUCAGAAGGCUGAACGAUACUGCAAGAAAAUAUACGAAACGGGAGUUUCUGGUACUGAAAGUGUGUACGUUUCUUUAAUCAAACUGAUCCUGGAGCCAGACAGCAUCCCGUUAGCUCUGCCAGGCUUGACUCUGUCUCCCAAAACCGCCCAGCCGGAUCUCGAACUAGCGUUGAAGCUUCUUGAAGAGCACGCGAAUCAUAUGAACCCUCUCGAAGCGUUGGCCAUCCUUCCAGACAGCGUGCCAGUUUCUCGAAUAAAUAAAUUCCUUUCCAUCGCGCUUCAGAGGGUGAUCAAGGAACGCAGGAACAUGCAGCUGAUGAAGGGACUUCUGUACGCGGAGCAUUUGCAAUGCCAAGAGGUGAAGUUGGCUCUGCAGAGUCAGCACGUGCUAGUGACCGAGAUGAAUGUCUGCCCCGUGUGCAAGAAAAGGUUCGGGAAUCAGAGUGCUCUCGUUCGAUAUCCCAAUGGAGAUGUAGUUCAUUAUUCCUGUCAAGAGAGAAAGUUGUAGACUACAUUAUGUAAAAGAUUUGUACAUUUUUUUGCAAUUAUUUCAUAGUUAAAUACUUUAGUGUUUUGUAUCAAUUUAAUGAUAUUUAUUGUGAUAUGUUAAAACAGACAAUAUACAUAAGUUAUGUCA
Messenger RNA from Leptinotarsa decemlineata (Colorado potato beetle), 2793 nucleotides. RefSeq names its product Vacuolar protein sorting 39 (gene Vps39). Gene Ontology annotation, molecular function: protein binding. The record is from RefSeq and is a predicted model, not a curated record. Gene Ontology annotation, biological process: intracellular protein transport; vesicle-mediated transport; autophagy. NCBI's taxonomy places the organism in Eukaryota, Metazoa, Arthropoda, Insecta, Coleoptera, Chrysomelidae. Gene Ontology annotation, cellular component: membrane; cytoplasm.